Ziziphus jujuba (common jujube) is the source of this 5236-nucleotide messenger RNA. RefSeq lists its product as uncharacterized. Gene Ontology annotation, molecular function: protein binding. NCBI's taxonomy places the organism in Eukaryota, Viridiplantae, Streptophyta, Magnoliopsida, Rosales, Rhamnaceae. The coding region runs from base 285 to 4832 and encodes 1515 amino acids. The record is from RefSeq and is a predicted model, not a curated record. The transcript has 11 exons.
AAAAAUAAAAAAAUCCAGAAGACAAGCAAAGAAAAACAAAAAAACUAGUAGUAUAAAAGUCGCUCUUUUGCUCCUCUCUCUCUCUCUCUCUCUCUCUGUCUAUUUCUGUGUCUUAGAUUCUGAAACUUCUAAACAAAGCAAAAAGAAAAAAACCCUGAUACCAAAGACCAUAACAAAACCAGCCGCGUUUUAUGAUUGCUUGAGCUUUGAGCUCCAUUUUGGCAAAAAGCUGGUGCUUCCGCUUCCCUGAACCCAAAUAUUCUCCCCUGCUGCCUCGCCGCCCAAUGUCGCCGGCGACGGUGGAUAUCCGAUCUCCGAUCAACCCUUCGCACUCCAAGGCUUCCUCUCUGCAAAACCCUAAUUCCAUUUACCACACUCACGCGAGCUCGCCAUUCAAUUUUGCUUCUUUAUCUCCGGGUUUUGCUGUUGCGGGUCAGUGUGGUACGGAUCCUUCUUCUUCUUUCCCUCGGUCAGGGGCGGUGGCAUCGGGACGGUCGCGUCCCAGGCUUACGAAGGUGAGGAAGCAGUUGGGUGGGAGGUCCAGAACUACUUCCAGUGAGCUCGGUUCAGGUUUCAACCCGUUUUGUUCGGUAAACGAUGGUAACAGUGCGUCGAGUGGUGGUAAUGGGAAUGUGGGUUUUGUGUUUGGAGCUAAUCAGAGUGGUUCCCAUGAGAAAAUUUGGGUGAAUGGGGAGACACAAUCUAGUGUGAAUGUGGGGAAGUUGAGCUCCGAUGAGAGUAGAAAGUGCAAUAUUGGGAAUGGAACAGAGUCUGCGAAGAUUGGGAAUGUCGGUUUUGUGUUUGGCGCUAGGGAAAAUGCUCCGGAAUUAAAUAUGUGUUGGGAAAAUAGACGAUCGGCUGGAAAGGCUAAAAAGAUGGUUCAUGAUGAUGAUAAUGAUGAUACUUUGAAUAAAGAAACAGAAUCCGGAUCAAAAUGUGAGAGUUUUAGUGAUAUGGGUCUUGUGUUUGGUUGUAAUGGUAAUGGUUUGGCUUCGAAUUCAAAUGCCGAUAAGAGAGAAUGUAGCAACUUUGCCAAGAAAGCGGGCUGUGAUGAUAGUGGACAGAUCAAAUUUGGAGAGUGCGGUAGGACUUUUAUAUUUAGAACUUAUCAUGAGGUUGAGGUUGAUUUGGAUUCUGCCAAUUUGAAUUCAGAAAAGGGAGACUCAACUAAGAGUGUGAAGAAAUCAGAAUUUAGUAAAACUGGUGAGACAGAGACUAGUUUGCUGUUUGGCUCUCAAUCCAGUGAUUCUAAGUCUACUAAAAAUUUGCACAAUGGGAAAUUUGCUGAAAAUUUUGGGCAGUCAGCCUGUUAUGGCAGUGCCAAGACGGAAAUUGGUAAGGAAGCUGAGCUUAAGAAGAACGAUGAAUCUGUUUUUGUUUUUGGUGCCAGUUGGUCUAACUCUGAAGCAAAUUCGUGUGAGGAAAAGAGUCAAUCCAGUGAAAAUCUUGGAAAGCCGGCUUGUAAUGUGCGGAGGAAGAUGAAAGUGGGGAGAGAAAGAAGAUUUCCGAAAAUGAAAGGUAAAGCUAAUGUAAAUUAUAGCUUGGGUAAGGAUAAUGAUAUUAGGUCUUUUUUUUAUGGAAGCAGUACUAAAACAGCUUCCACUUCGUCUGGGUGCACUGCAGCAGCGAAGUGUGAAGAUGGAAUGAAGGCAAGUAGUGAAAUCUUAAGAAAUUGCAGCGGCAAUGCAAAUAAUCAAAUUGAUAAUAUUUGUUCAUGUAUAUUUGAUAGUAGUGAUGAGAUGGUUAGUGUUUCUAGUGCAGCUUCAGUACAUAACCUUCCUGAUGAGAUGAAGAAACUGAACAUCAAUAAUUCUGUGAAUGUUGAAGGUGCUGACGAAAUUAAAGAAUCGUUAAACAAUGCUAAUGGAUGUUCAGAAACCAGUGGGGGUAAUUCAAAAGGAGGUUCUGUGCAUGUCGAAAUGACUAGUGGGGGUAAUUCUGAAACCAUUGGCCAAUACCACUUUAUAUUUAGAAAUGAUGGUAAUGCGGCUGAUGCCUCUGGAAUUCCUAUUUCUGAACCAUUUCGGACAGGACUUGGCGAGAAUGUUGAUGUUGGCCAGUGUCGUCAAUUUCAAGCAGCUUCUGCUCCAUCUUCUUUCUCAUCGGCUGGUCUUGAGUUCCAGCCUAGUGCUUCCAACGCAGAUUUUGUUGGGGGAGUGAAAGACAAGGAUAAGAAGUUUACCUGGUCUACGGAUGGUUUGAGGAUUCCCUAUGUGGAUUUCAUGGCGUCACUUUGUGAUCCUUCCAGACUGAAGGAUAAUCUGUUUCCUGAUUUAAAUAAAAAAUCAGAAUGCGGUGUAAAGAACAGUACAAUUAAGGGAAAAAGAUUAAGGAAAACAAAGGGAAAGUUGAAGAAAUCUUUAGGUAAGCAAUGGCCUGUAAGUGAUCAAGUCCCUAAGGAAAGCAGUUCACAAGAAAAUCAAGACUCUCCUGGAUGCUACUCUCCCAUGGAUUUAUCUCCUUACCAGGAAACCAAUGUUUCUGAUCAAGACUCGAGGAAAGCUUCCACUCAUCAAGACAGGACCUGUCCACCUUGUGCCUCAGGUGCGACAGUUCCAGCUGAUCUUAAAGGUGAUGAUUUGGCUAAACCAGGGGAAGGAUUGGAUAGCAAUGGAGGUGGUCACACAUUUAAGGAGCUAAAAGAGGAGAAGCUUGGGUGUCAUGAGGAAAUAUUUUUUAAUCAUAAUUGUUCAUCAAUUUCAGGUGCUGAAUUUACCUACUCUAAUUCCAAAAUGGAGCAGGUCUGUGGUAGCAAUGGUGCUGGUGUGGCUUCAGCAGGAGCUAGAGUUGAUUUUAACUCGGAGACAGAGAAGCAAGAGAAAAAUUCUAGAAUGCAGUUCCAAUUUUCUUCUGGUUUGGAAGAUGUGAAGGGGAGUGAUUUUACUUUUUCUGCAAAAUCUGCAGUACAAGGUGGUCUAUCAGCAGCAGAGCGUCGACAUAAAAGGAAAAAUAGAAAUAAGGUUGGUCAUGAAAGUUUUGUUAUUAAUCCAAGCCCAAACAUUAAGUUUGAAUCCUCAUCUGCACAAUCUUCCCCCUUAAGCACACCUUCACUUUCAGAAGCAGCAAAUAAAUCUGAAGCAGGUGAACAGUUCAAGCAAGGAUACAAUUUUUCCCCAUCUGGAACUCAUGAAACCUGUGAAAAGUGGCGAUUCAGGGGAAACAAAGCUUAUGAAGAUAAAAAUCUUUCAAAAGCUGAGGAGUUUUACACACAGGGGAUUAUUUCUGUACCUUCAAAUGAAAGAUCAGGACGCUGCCUUCAGCCUCUUGUUCUUUGCUAUAGCAACCGUGCAGUAACUCGGAUGUGCCUUGGAAAAAUGAAGGAAGCUAUAGGGGACUGCAUGAUGGCUGUUGCACUAGAUCCAAGCUUUCUCAAAGCUCAACUGAGAGCUGCAAAAUGUCAUCUAGCUCUGGGAGAAGUAGAAGAUGCAAUAAAGUACUUUAAUAAGUGCUUGGAAUCAGGGGCAGAUGUGUGUUUGGAUCGGAGAAUCAUAAUAGAUGCUGCUGACGGCCUACAAAAGGCCCAGAAAGUGGCUGAGUGGACUGAAAUUUCCGCCGAACUUCUGGAACAGAAAAAUCCUGAUGCAGCUCUAAGUGCUUUAGAAAGUAUUUCUGAGGCCUUGUCAAUUAGCUUAUAUUCAGAAAGUUUACUGGAAAUGAAAGCAGAGGCACUUCAUAUGUUGAGGAGGCAUGAAGAGGCAAUUCAGUUGUGUGAGCAGAGCUUAUGUUUUGCAGAAAAGAACUUUAUCUCGGGGAAUGGAGUAACAGAUAUAGAUGGUUCUAGAAGUGACAGCUGCUCACCUGUGAGGCUGUGGAGGUGGUGCCUGACAUCCAAGUCAUACUUUCAUUUGGGAAGACUUGAGGCGGCUCUUGCUUUACUUGAUAAGCUGAUAUUAAUCAAGGACAAGUUUCAAAGUAAGAAUUUGGAAUCAUCAAUUUUGUUGGCUGUCACCAUACGUGAAAUUUUACACCACAAGAAUGCAGGCAAUGAAGCAUUUAAAUCAGGAAGAUAUGCAGAAGCAGUCGAGCAUUAUACUGCUGCUUUAUCUAACAAUGUUGAAUCACGUCCAUUUGUGGCAAUCUGUUUCUGCAAUCGUGCUGCAGCACACCAAGCUCUGGGUCAAAUUGCUGAUGCCAUUGCAGAUUGCAGUCUAGCUAUUGCCCUCGAUGGAAAUUAUGCAAAGGCCAUCUCUAGAAGAGCCACUUUACAUGAGAUGAUUAGAGAUUAUGCACAGGCGGCUACUGACCUCCAAAGACUCAUAUCCAUUCUGAAAAACCGAUGUGAUGACAAGACCAAGGAGUCUUGUACGCCAGGUAGAUCCACUGCCAGUGUCAAAGAAUUAAAGAAAGCUCAAUUGCAGUUGUCAGUGAUGGAAGAAGAAGCUAAGAAAGGAAUCUGCUUGGAUUUUUAUCUCAUUUUGGGAUGUAAACUGUCCGAUACACCUUCUGACAUCAAGAAGGCAUACCGUAAGGCAGCUCUCAAACACCAUCCUGACAAGGCUGGUCAGUUUCUGGCAAGAAGUGAUAGUGGAGAUGAAGGGCGACUCUGGAAGGAAAUCUCCCUGGAAGUCAAGAAGGAUGCAGAUAGGCUUUUCAAAAUGAUUGGAGAGGCAUAUACAGUACUUUCCGACCCUACAAAGCGUUCGGAAUACGAUCUCGAGGAGGACAUGAGAAAAGCCAUGAAGAGAAGCAAUGGAAGCAGCACUCAUAGUAGAGCUGCAGAUUUUCAUAGACGAUCUGAUACUCCCAGGUACCACCAAUAUGAGAGAAAUGCUUAUAGACGGAACGGCAGAGAGAAUUGGAAAACAUAUGGGAAUUCAUCUUCUCGAUGGUAGUAACCAAGAAGUUGCAAGAAGUCGGAAAAGUUGUGACAGUAGUAUCAAUGGCGCGAGUUUCAUCAUUUGGAAUGGAGUUGCCACUAAUUUUGAGGUAUAAUCCAGAGCUGUGUCAAUACUGCAAAAUCCAGUCCAUUAUUUUGUGGAGUAAAGACAGAGUGCAGUGCACAGAAACUACUGGUCUUUUCUUUUGACAAAAUUUUGCCACCUUGAGGAGACAACCCCUCGAAGUGGAACACUAUUACUGCCAAGGUCCGCUCGACUUUAUGUGGCCUUAGGUGAGAAAAAAGAAAAAAUAAAUAAAAUAAACAAAUUUGAAUUGUAAAGUAUUUUGAUAUCAAUAGUAUUUAAUUAAUCUAAUUGUAACAAUAUAUUUUUAUAAGGUUUACUCAUUUUGGCAUUAA